This is a messenger RNA of Coffea eugenioides, 2868 nucleotides long. RefSeq names its product E3 ubiquitin-protein ligase WAV3-like. The record is from RefSeq and is a predicted model, not a curated record. The transcript has 2 exons. Lineage: Eukaryota; Viridiplantae; Streptophyta; Magnoliopsida; Gentianales; Rubiaceae. Bases 270 to 2465 code for a protein of 731 amino acids.
AAAGAUACAACACCACUAAAUCCAAGACCAAGAGGAGGAGCUGUUCUACCAUGUGUUGUGUGUGCAAGUAGAAAACGGCCAAAGCUGACCCAAGAAAAGCUCAAAGAUCAGAACCCAUCUCAGGAUUUGCAUUUCAUAACCUCUCCUGCAAACCCAUUUGAGAUUUGCUCCAAUGAUAGCCUAGAGAGAAAGAUAUAGAUAUAUUUGGUAUAUGUUGUUUGUUAUGCAUAUUUUCUGGAUUUAGGUGGCGGGAUUCUUGAGGUGGAUCAAUGGGGAGUAAAUGGAGGAAAGCCAAGUUGGCUUUAGGAACGAAAAUGUGCCUGCAUGUUCCCAGAACAACUGAGGAACCCUCACCGGCGCCGGCCCUGGCGCUGGCACCCACUUCUGCCGGCAGAUUUUCCGACGCUGUCUCGUUGUCUCCAACUCCUCACAGGGGGUCUAAUUGCCGCUUGGAUAUGCCCACCACGCCUGUCCCUUCUUCUUCCGGCCUCCGCCUCCCUAAGCACUCCUCCAAAUCUUCCAAGAAAAACUGUGCUAUAUGCUUGAACUCGAUGAAAGCUGGCCUGGGCCAUGCAAUUUUCACAGCUGAAUGCUCUCACUCAUUUCACUUCCAUUGUAUCACAUCUAAUGUAAAACACGGAAACCAAAUUUGUCCCAUUUGCCGAGCAAAGUGGAAGGAAAUCCCUUUUCAGAGUCCUGCUAUUGAGGUUACUCGUGGAAGGACAAGGAUUAACAAUGUAUCAUUGCCCCAAAAUGAUCCUUGGGUGACUGUUUUAAGACGACUGCCUCCUCCACGAGUGGAUACCAGCAGACAUGUUUCUUCACUUUUUCAGAUUACGGAGCCAAGUGUAUUUGAUGAUGAUGAAAUCAUUCAUUACCAACCUGAAACCAUGGAAAAUAACUCAUCCUUGAAUGAUCUAAUAGCUGACAAUUCUGCUGGAGCAAUUGAUCUGAAAACGUAUCCAGAAGUGUCUGCCGUUUCAAAACAAGCAUGGCAUAGUAAUUUCACAAUUCUAAUACAUCUCAAAGCUCCUCAUACUAUUGUCCCAAAGCAAGUUCGGGUAGAUCAAUCUGGCUCACAAAUGGUACCUCAGCAUUCUCGAGUUCCUGUUGAUCUGGUUACAGUGCUUGAUGUUAGUGGUAGCAUGGCAGGUACAAAGCUUGCUUUGCUCAAAAGAGCUAUGGGGUUCGUGAUUCAAAAUCUAGGGCCUUCUGACAGGCUUUCAAUAGUAGCCUUUUCCUCCACUGCUCGCCGUGUCUUUCCACUUCGCAGGAUGACCGACACUGGAAGACAAGAAGCUUUACAAGCAGUUAAUUCACUGAGUUCAAAUGGUGGGACAAACAUUGCUGAGGGCCUAAAGAAGGGCGCCAAGGUGAUGACUGACCGUAAGUCUAAAAAUCCUGUUAGCAGUAUAAUGCUACUGUCUGAUGGACAAGACACGUACAGUUUGAGCAGUCCUGGUGCAGCGAAUAGCCGAACUGAUUACCAAUUCUUGCUCCCAGUUUCCAUGCAUCGUGGUAGUGGUGCCUACAGCCACAUACCUGUCCACACUUUUGGAUUUGGUGCUGAUCAUGAUGCUGUCGCAAUGCAUUCAGUCGCUGAAACGUCUGGGGGAACAUUUUCUUUCAUAGAAGCAGAAGAUGUGAUUCAAGAUGCUUUUGCUCAAUGUAUUGGUGGCCUUUUGAGUGUUGUGGUGCAGGAAUUGCUAGUGCAGGUGGAGUGCAUCCACCCCAGAUUGCGAUUGAGUUCAAUAAAAGCAGGAAGUUACAAAACCAGUUUGAUAUCUAAUGAAAGGAUUGGCUCUAUUGAAGUUGGAGAUUUAUACGCUGAUGAAGAAAGAGAUUUUCUAGUAACCACUGAUAUUCCAGUUGAUAAAUCAAGUGAUGAGAUGUCACUGGUAAAGAUCAAGUGUGUUUAUAAGGACCCUGUAUCAAAAGAGUUAGUAACUGCGAAUCAUGCUGCUGAGGUCAAAAUUCUGAGGCCUGAAACAACAGGACAACUUGUGGUGUCAAUGGAGGUGGACAAGCAGCGAAACAGGCUCCGAUCAGCAGAGGCAAUGGCAGAAGCAAGAGCUGCUGCUGAGGGUGGCGAUUUAGCAGCUGCCGUGUCUGUGCUGGAGCAUUGUCGUAAACAGUUAGCAGAUUCUGUCUCUCACAAAGCUGGAGAUAGAUUAUGUAUUGCAUUGGAUGCUGAGUUGAGGGAAAUGCAAGAGAGAAUGGCAGAUCGCCAAAUUUAUGAAACAUCUGGUAGGGCUUAUGUUUUGUCAGGACUAAGCUCACACUCGUGGCAAAGGGCGACAGCCCGCGGCGACUCCACAGAUAGUACAAGCCUGGUGCAGGCUUACCAAACUCCGUCGAUGGUGGACAUGGUUAGCAGGUCUCAAACGAUGUUAAUUGGGAGUCCAUCUCCUCGACGUUCACUUAGGCCAGUACGAUCAUUUCCUGCUCGACCAAUGCCAAGGUGAUUCUUUGGGCCCUGCUGGGAAAAAACUUUCCUCAAGGGUGUAGAUUUUCCUUAAAAUGCACGUUAUUUUGGUUCUGCAUUUUGCUUUCAGUUUUGGGAUGGUGGGAGCUAACUUGAAGAGAGAGAGAGAGAGAGAGAGAGAGAGAGAGUUUUGGAUGCUUACAAGGUGAUGGGUAUACUUCAAUGUUGGUUGUACAUGAAUAAAGAAAUGGGAAAGCCGGUAUAUUUGGUUUCUCAGAAUUGGUUGGAAAGGGAGAGUUCACAAGGUUUGAUUAAAUGGUCUGUAUAUAAGGAGAUUUUGUUGCUUUUCUCCUCGGGGAGGAAUGCAGGGGUAUAGCCUUUUCUAAUUGUGGGAAUACGGGUUAUUAUUCUUCACUCAAUAUAUAAAUAUCUUCUCUUGAUUC